AUGGCUUUGUCGGAACUUUACACGAAGGUGAGCAAAUAAUGGAAGAGAAAAGUGAUACAUGUUUUUAACUUAUUCGAUCUUCAUACGGAAUCUCAAUCGCUUUGUUAUAACACCUGCUGAAAACGUUGACGGAUUUUUUUUAUGACUAACAUAUGGUGCAAAUUGUCCACCUGAAUACAGUUUGGGAAAUGAUUAUGCAAAUGAGUUUCCAACUUUCCUUAUAGGCUAUUACCAUAUUGCUGUGCUAUAACUAAUGACAUAGACCACAAUAAUAAAGUCACGUAUCUGUACAAUUUUGAAACUGUUGAUAUACCAAAAAGUAAAUAGUGGCAUUCACUCAUCUCCAUUCAUCAUUAGAAAGUAGGCUAUAAUUAAUUGGCAUGCUCAUUCAGUACAACAGAGUGUGGAUACCGGAUGCAGAGCAUGUCUGGAAGUCCGCAGAGAUCCUGAGCGACUUCAAACCUGGAGAUGAAACUUUACAACUGCAGCUUGAGGAUGGCACUGUAAGUAAUGAACACAGAGACUGUGAACCGGGGGUAACAAAAAAGAAAGAAAGAAAUUAUAAAAAUAUAUAUAAAACAGAAAAUUAUAAAAAGAAAAAAGAAAAAAUACAUUGUAAAGUGGUUAUCCCACUGGCUAUAAGGUGAAUGCACCAAUUUGUAAGUCGCUCUGGAUAAGAGCGUCUGCUAAAUGACGUAAAUGUCUGCAACCUUUUCUAGCAUGAGAAACUUUUUUUUUAAAUUACAUGUUACUAAUAACUUUCAAAUAGGAAUUCUUCUCUUCUCCUCUCCCAGGUUCUUAGUACAAGAGAAAGUAGUGCACUAUAUUUUCUGUCGAUAUACCUGGUAAAAUAAUUAUUCAUAAACAACUAAUCUGUGAUCCAGAUUUGUUUUUAACUCUCAAAAUUACAGUUGUUCAAAGAAAAACAACAAAUUGGAUGUUCUGAGUCCAUGUCAUUGCAUAAAUCACAUCUGAAGAUCUUUUUUUUUUUUUUUUUGGUCUGGAAGAAAACUAACACAUUUGGAUUUUGUGUGUGUAAUUCCCCUUUAAUUGCGCAUCUCGCGAGUGAGGAAUGUGUCAUCUAAUGCUGGGCACGACACUUCUAAGAUCUUAACAACUCGGAUGUGCUCACAUUUCCCGAUUUCCUUGUCCCAAAUCUUUCAUAACGUCCAUCCUCAACCCCAGGACGUGGGUGCUCACGUUACACGAUGAUUCCCUAGUUACACGACGAUUCCCCUGCGUUUGUCGGGGGAAAAAAUGCCGACAUUGUGUCGGCGAGAUGCGUUAUAAGUGUGCACUUUUAUGUGCAGAAACAUUUCAAAAAGAGACGGCGGCCCAGGAUAUGGACCCGCAGACGUGAACAAGAUGAACUUAUAUUGUGAAUUGGCCGUAAGAACGUUUAAUAUUGAAAAGGCAGCCGCAUUCUCUCCACAGUUUCACCUAUUUCUACAAAUGAUCUUCUUAAUAUCUGAUUUUAAACCAAACCUUAACCACGCUGCUAAUCAUUUUUUGGGUCUCACAUGCUGAGUGCUGAUUGGCUAUUGGCAGUAGUCCUUGUCCAAUCGCGUCGUAGCGCAUAUACAAGCUGCACCGCCAAAGUUGUCCGAAAGUUAUCAGGACGUCCGACAGGGGUCUGGAGAAGCGAACAGUCAUCACCAGUGCGUCAUUUUGACCCGCUCAAACUACGCGAGUCCCGACAUACUGAUCCUAGCCCAAGUUCACAGGAUUUCACCCCGAUCAUGAACAUUCGUCUGAGACGGCAAAAACGUGGCAAAUACCUAGCGAAAUCGUGUAGCGUAUGCCUGGCAUAACGAUGUGACGGUCUAGCGAUGGUUUUGUACUACUGCUCAUUUCGUGGCAAAGUUUGCAAAUAACAAAUAGUAGAUACAAAUAAUAUACAUACUCAUGAUAUACUUCUGCCAGGUAAACCUACUUUGCGGUUAACAUUUCAUUGAGAAGGUUUUGGGGAAAGUAUUUCUGUCAACUCACAAGAUGGGCAAUAUUGCUGGAAAUGAAUUGCCAGCUAUAGUGUUAGGUUAGGCUUUUUUUAAGCCAAUAGUGGCUAACCAGGAGUGGGGUAAUGUCAAAUUUGCGUUGAUUAGAUAGUAACUGGGAGAUUGCGGUGUCUGAUUUGGUUUAUGGCAGUUUGUGGUGGAACACGUGAAAAUUGCAUGUACUUUCAGAAUUGUUUGGUGAGCUUCUCAUUGGUGGGCUGCAAGCUACUGGUAGCUCGCGGUCGACCUGUUGGAGACCCCAUGCUAUGAACUACAAACCACAAUACUCUGCGCUGGACUGGAUGUGUAGUUUCAGUUUGAAUGACGACAUACGCUUGCAUACACUUGAAUGACAGCAAACACCUGCAGCAGGUAGCCUAGUGGUUAAGAGUGUUGGGCUAAUAACCGAAAGGUUGCUGGUUCGAAUCUCCGAGAUGACUAGGUGAAAAAUCUGUCGAUGUGCCCUUGAGUAAAGCACUAAACCCUAAUUGCUCCUGUAAGUCGCUCUGGGUCUGCUAAAUGACUAAAAUGUUAAAUAGUGUAUUUAUUGGGAGAAUCUUUCAUUUAUCUCUAGCUCAGUACUUUCACUCAUCAAUUUGUCAAUGGCAAGAAUAGGACAUGUAAAACAAGAAUAGGACAUGUAAAACAAGAAUAGGACAUGUAAAACAUACAGCAUACUUUUAAUGCUGAGAUGCUGUAUUGCUUCUUAGUCCAGGACUAUGCUUACUGUACUCUGUGUCCGGGAAACUGGCCAUAGAGGCUUUAGAUCACCAACAUCACACUGUUUUUCCCCUGUAGGAGACGCUUUACCCCCUGGACACAUCCAGUCCUCAGCUCCCUCACCUCCGCAACCCUGAUAUCCUGGUUGGGGAGAAUGACUUGACAGCUCUCAGCUACCUCCAUGAACCAGCCGUACUGCACAACCUCAAAGUGCGCUUCGUGGAGUCCAAGAUCAUCUACACCUACUGCGGUACUAAAGAAAAAUGCUUCCCCAGCUGUCUAAUGGGGACGUCUUUGUUUUACUGUUUAGUUUAUCUGCUGUCUUUACUGCAUGUAGAGAUGGAACAGGAAAAGUUCAUGUCUGGGUGAUGAGUUGUUGCUUUGUGUUUGUAUAAAAUGUAGGAGAUGAGAUAUUAUAUUCGGAGGGCAAUAUAUCUAUUCAAUUAUUUUCUAUUCUAUAUUAGGAGCAUACUAUGUGAAAGCAAAUAGGGUAACUCUGACUGUACUGAAUGCCCUGAUGGCUUCCUUCACUCCCUUUCAGGAAUCAUCCUGGUGGCUGUUAAUCCAUACAAGCAGCUUCACAUCUAUGGCGAUGCAGUCAUCCAUGCGUACUCUGGACAGAACAUGGGAGAUAUGGACCCUCACAUAUUCGCUGUGGCAGAGGAGGCUUACAAACUGAUGGCCAGGUAAAAAAUGAGACCCGACUGUUUCGGGGACUGGUUUAGUGGUAGUGAUGCCUUCCCCGGACCACAGUAUGCUCCUGGAGGCAUGCUCCUGGAGGCAUGCUCCUGGAGGCAUGUUCCUGGAGGCCCCCUACUAACUUCCUAUUCUAUAGCAUUUAAUUUACAAACAGUACAGGAAUGAAAUCAUCAACACGUAUUGGAUCAUAUCUUUACCAAUGCUGCAGAAAUUUGUUUGAAAGCAGUAUCCAAAUCCCAUCGGAUGUAGUGAUCACAAUAUAGUAGCCAUAUCUAGGAAAACCAAAGUUCCAAAGGCUGGGCCUAAUAUUGUGUAUAAGAGGUCAUACAAUACGUUUUGUAGUGAUUCCUAUGUUGUUGAUGUAAAGAAUAUUUGUUGGUCCGUGGUGUGUAAUGACGAGCAACCAGACGCUGCACUUGACACAUUUAUGAAAUUGCUUAUGCCAGUUACUAAUAAGCAUGCACCCAUUAAGAAAAUGACUGUAAAAAUUGUUAAAUCCCAGUGGAUUGAUGAGGAAUUGAAAAAUUGUAUGGUUGAGAGGGAUGAGGCAAAAGUAAUGGCAAAUAGGUCUGGCUGUACAACCGAUUGGCAAACAUACUGCAAAUUGAGAAAUCAUGUGACUAAACUGAAUAAAAAGAAGAAGAAACUACAAUAUGAAACAAAGAUAAAUGACAUAAAGAAUGAUAGUAAAAAGUUUUGGAGCACCUUAAAUGACAUUUUGGGCAAAAAGGCAAACUCAGCUCCAUCAUUCGUUGAAUCAGAUGGCUCAUUCAUCACAAAACCCACUGAUAUUGCCAACUACUUUUAAUGAUUUUUUAAUUGCCAAGAUUAGCAAACUUAGGCAUGACAUAACAGCAACAAAUGCUGACACUACACAUCCAAGUAUAUCUGACCAAAUGAUGAAAGACAAACAUUGUAAUUUUGAAUUCCGUAAAGUAAGUGUGGAAGAGGCGAUACAAUUAUUGUUGUCUAUCAACAAUGACAAGCCAACGGGGUCUGACAAGAUUACUGAGGAUAAUAGCGGACAAUAUUGCCACUCCUAUUUGCCAUAUCUUCAAUUUAAGCCUACUAGAAAGUGUGUAUGCCCUCAGGCCUGGAGGGAAGCAAAAGUCAUUCCCAUACCUAAGAAUAGUAAAGCCCCCUUAACUGGCUCAAAUAGCCGACCAAUCAGCCUGUUACCAACCCUUAGGAAAAAAUGAUGUUUGACCAGACAAGAGGUCUCUUCACAGUCCCCAAGUCCAGAACAGACUAUGGGAGGCGCACAGUACUACAUAGAGCCAUGACUACAUGGAACUCUAUUCCACAUCAAGUAACUCAAGCCAGAACUAAAAUUAGAUUAAAAAAAAAAAACAUUAAAAAAUACACCUUGGCAGCAACUAAUUGGGAUCCAUAAUAAAUACAAAUCUGUUUUCCCAUCGUACAUUUGAACCCUUUGGGCCGAUCUGUCCAUAUAACUUCUCCUUGAAAUGAGAUCAACUGUCAAAUGUUCAACAAAUGAGAAGCUAAGAGUGUGAAAUAUACAGGAUUCCCACUCAGAUAUUUCCUUUCUCAGGAACAAUAAGAACCAGUCUAUCAUAGUGAGUGGUGAGUCUGGAGCGGGAAAGACUGUGUCUGCUAGAUACGCCAUGAGGUACUUCGCUAUGGUCAGCAAGUCAGGCAGCAACACGCACGUGGAAGACAAAGUUCUGGCAUCCAACCCAAUAACUGAGGUAUGUUUUUUAAAUCCAUGUGUCCUAGCAGUGAAUACAUGUUACAUGUAGCAUCACGAUAUAUGUGAAUGAGUAAUCUUAUGUAAUCUGUUCCAUCUAUGGGUUUGAUCAUCUGUGAUAAAGAAAAGCCCCACAGUGUGAUAGACGUGAUCAUCUGUAAAUAAAGAAAGCCCCACAGUGUGAUAGACGUGAUAAUCUGUAAAUAAGGAAAGCCCCACAGUGUGAUAGACGUGAUAAUCUGUAAAUAAAGAAAGCCCCACAGUGUGAUAGACGUGAUAAUCUGUGAUAAAGAAAAGCCCACAGUGUGAUAGACGUGAUAAUCUGUGAUAAAGAAAAGCCCACAGUGUGAUAGACGUGAUAAUCUGUAAAUAAAGAAAGCCCCACAGUGUGAUAGACGUGAUAAUCUGUAAAUAAAGAAAGCCCCACAGUGUGAUAGACGUGAUAAUCUGUAAAUAAGGAAAGCCCCACAGUGUGAUAGACGUGAUAAUCUGUAAAUAAAGAAAGCCCCACAGUGUGAUAGACGUGAUAAUCUGUGAUAAAGAAAAGCCCACAGUGUGAUAGACGUGAUAAUCUGUGAUAAAGAAAAGCCCACAGUGUGAUAGACGUGAUAAUCUGUAAAUAAAGAAAGCCCCACAGUGUGAUAGACGUGAUAAUCUGUAAAUAAGGAAAGCCCCACAGUGUGAUAGACGUGAUAAUCUGUAAAUAAAGAAAGCCCCACAGUGUGAUAGACGUGAUAAUCUGUGAUAAAGAAAAGCCCACAGUGUGAUAGACGUGAUAAUCUGUGAUAAAGAAAAGCCCACAGUGUGAUAGACGUGAUAAUCUGUAAAUAAAGAAAGCCCCACAGUGUGAUAGACGUGAUAAUCUGUGAUAAAGAAAAGCCCACAGUGUGAUAGAUGUGAUAAUCUGACGGAUCAUGUCCAGUGUGUCACAGAGUUCCAGGCACAGAUUGGCCUCACCAGCCACCGUACUUCUGAUACGUCUUAAUCUACAAUGAGUUUUGAUUAUCAUCAACUAUGAUGGACAAACUUGUAAUCUGAGUUUUUUUUGUCAGGCUAUAGGAAAUGCCAAGACGACCAGGAACGACAACAGCAGUCGCUUUGGGAAGUACACAGAGAUCAGCUUCGACAGGAGAUAUCAGAUCAUCGGGGCCAACAUGAGGACGUAUCUCCUGGAGAAAUCUAGAGUGGUUUCCCAGGUCAUACAUCGCAUACUUUAUUCUCUGAUUAUAUGUGGUGUAUAACGUAGCAUAGCAACUGUAUAGUUGAGUCAUGUUAAACAUUUGGAAGGCUUCAGUGAAUCACUGCUAGCCCGGUUCCAGAUCUGUUUGUGUUGCCUUGCCAACUCUUUGCCAUGACAACGGCCAUAUGAGUUGGCAAGACAACACAAACAGAUCUUAAUCAUUGCAUGCCUUUAGACAGUAAUGCUAUCUCUUUCUCUUCAGUCAGAGAGUGAGAGAAACUACCACAUCUUCUACCAGAUGUGUGCCUGUGCAGACCAGCCUGAGUUCAAGAGCCUGAGACUGUGUGAGUGACUGGAGUAGGAGUGGAAUUUAUUUAACCUGUAAUCCUUCAGGUUUGUCUCAUUGAGAUAAAAAAAAAGUAUAUUAAGCAAGAGAGACCUGUUAAGCACCGGGGCUUGGCAGUUCUGCUACUGUAUUAACUGUAGAUGAUAGAUGGACGAUACGGCCUCUAGACGGACGAUACGGUCUCUAGACGGACGAUACGGCCGAUACGGCCUCUAGACGGACGAUACGGCCUCUAGAUGGACGAUACGGCCUCUAGAUGGAUGAUACGGCCUCUAGAUGGACGAUACGGCCUCUAGACGGACGAUACUGCCUCUAGACGGACGAUACGGCCUCUAGACGGACGAUACGGCCUCUAGAUGGACGAUACGGCCUCUAGACGGACGAUACGGCCUCUAGACGGACGAUACGGCCUCUAGAUGGAUGAUACGGCCUCUAGAUGGACGAUACGGCCUCUAGACGGAUGAUACGGCCUCUAGGUGGACGAUACGGCCUCUAGAUGGAAGAUACGGCCUCUAGACGGACGAUACUGCCUCUAGACGGACGAUACGGCCUCUAGACGGACGAUACGGCCUCUAGACGGACGAUACGGCCUCUAGAUGGAUGAUACGGCCUCUAGAAGGACGAUACGGCCUCUAGACGGAUGAUACGGCCUCUAGGUGGACGAUACGGCCUCUAGAUGGAAGAUACGGCCUCUAGACGGACGAUACGGCCUCUAGACGGACGAUACGGCCUCUAGACGGACGAUACGGCCUCUAGACGGACGAUACGGCCUCUAGACGGACGAUACGGCCUCUAGACGGACGAUACGGCCUCUAGAUGGACGAUACGGCCUCUAGACGGACGAUACUGCCUCUAGACGGACGAUACGGCCUCUAGACGGACGAUACGGCCUCUAGAUGGACGAUACGGCCUCUAGACGGACGAUACGGCCUCUAGAUGGAUGAUACGGCCUCUAGAUGGACGAUACGGCCUCUAGACGGAUGAUACGGCCUCUAGGUGGACGAUACGGCCUCUAGAUGGAAGAUACGGCCUCUAGAUGGACGAUACGGCCUCUAGACGGACGAUACGGCCUCUAGACGGACGAUACGGCCUCUAGGUGGACGAUACGGCCUCUAGGUGGACGAUACGGCCUCUAGGUGGACGAUACGGCCUCUAGACGGACGAUACGGCCUCUAGGUGGACGAUACGGCCUCUAGGUGGACGAUACAGGGUACAAGGUCAAGGUUUACUCAAACAAUGACAAAGAGAAUUAACAAAGAUAGAGUACAUGACACGAAGCAAAACAAUCACACACAACAUCCUACAGAACAGUCCAGGGCUAAAUAGGGGUGGUGAUGAGAUGAUGAGGUGCAGGUGCGCUGGAGGUGAUUGGGGUGCGUUGGGUUUCCGUUCCGGUGUUGCCGAGGUGGUGCGCUCAGACGACCGGUGGCUCAGUAGACCGGCGAAUCAGAGCGCCGGAGGGGAGCAACGGGAGGAGACGUGACACUCUGACUAGGCCAUGAAGAUCGUCAUCUCAAUUAUUAUUUAUUUAUUUGUAUUUUACCGUUAUUUAACAAGAUGAGUCAGUAUUUACACUGACAUCCUAAAAUAAAUGGAGCAAAUAAUGUAGGCUACUGUUUUUUUUAAUGGGUUAGUUCAAUAACAUGCUAAUUAAAGUGUGUCUGUGUGCUUGUCCCGCUCCAGUGAGGGCAGAUGAGUUCCGGUACACCAAUAUGGGUGGGGAGACUUGUAUCGAGGGCGUGGACGACAGGAAGGACAUGGAGGAGACACGCAGGACCUUUUCUCUGUUGGGUGAGAGGCGUCACUCUGUUCAUCACUCUUUAGGUCAACAUACUGCUUAGAUCAACAUGAACUGUUAUCAGACGUUUGUUUGUUUGACCAUGCAUUUGUAGAUGGCGCCUAUAUUUUAGAAGAUGUUGCUUGCAGUGAUCAUGGUCGUGGUUGUUUACUUAGUUUAGUUGAAUGCACCAUCGAGAGCAUCCUGACUGGUUGCAUCACCGCCUGGUAUGGCAACUGCUCGGCCUCCGACCGCAAGGCACUACAGAGGGUAGUGCGUACGGCCCAGUACAUCACUGGGGCCAAGCUUCCUGCCAUCCAGGACCUCUAUACCAGGCGGUGUCAGAGGAAGGCCCUAAAAAUUGUCAAAGACUCCAGCCACCCUAGUCAUAGACUGUUCUCUCUGAUACCGCACGGCAAGCGGUACCGGAGCGCCAAGUCUAGGUCCAAGAGGCUUCUAAACAGCUUCUACCCCCAAGCCAUAAGACUCCUGAACAUCUAAUCAAACCCAGACUAUUUGCAUAUGAAGUCCUUAUGUAAGUACGUCUGCAGGAUGCAGUGUUAUCCCCCUGACUGUCCUGUGUCCUCCCUGUAGGGUUAACGGAGGACUUCCAGGCUGAUGUGUUCAAGGUGCUGGCUGGGAUUCUACAUCUGGGAAAUGUAGAGAUCAGAAACGUUGGAUCGGACAAAUCAUCAGUUAGUGUAAGUGUAACAUUGGAAAUCACAACCAGGUGCGAACUCACAAGCCUUCGCACUAUAACACAACACACUCAAAAUACACUUUCAGUACCAUGGGCCCAGAAAAGCCAAGGUGUGUUCUGGGUUCGAGGGUGACAGUACUUCUAAGUCUCAGGAAAGCAGGAGCGAUGCACUAUGUAUAGUUAUAGUUUUGUCUUUACCCUCCCUCCAGUCCAGUGAUCCCCACAUGGCAGCCUUUUGCGACCUUCUCGGGGUCAGUCCUGACGGUGUUACCCGUUGGCUGUGCCACCGCCGCUUCGUCAUGGUAACAGAGACUGUGGUGAAGCCGGUAACCAGAAAGCGGGCGGUGAAUGCCAGAGAUGCCCUCGCCAAGCAGAUCUAUUCGCAUCUGUUUGACUGUGUCAUCCAUAAGAUCAACGCAGCCCUGCAGGUCCCAGGGAAACAGCACUCCUUCAUAGGAGUACUGGAUAUCUAUGGGUAAUUUGAAUACGUUACAUUACAUUUGUGUAGUUUUUGCAGACGCUCUUAUCCACAACGACAAUUAAGGUACAUUCAACUAAAGUGAGCUAAAACGAUAUAAUAUCACGAUAAUUUAAAACCUUCUUCAAAAAUACAUUGGUGUCAGUUAUAUUAACUGUAGGUUAGUUGUAUUGUAUAGUGUAUAAAUCAUAAUCUGUUCUUUUCACCCCAUUUUGGCAACUUUUUCCUAUUUUUCUUCAGCUUUGAAACAUUUGACAUCAACAGUUUUGAACAGUUUUGCAUCAACUAUGCCAAUGAGAAACUGCAACAACAGUUCAACUUGGUAUGUACUCUCUCUAGCUACGCCCACCUGAGAUCUGGCAUUGGGUUCUGGGAUUACGGAGUCUGCAAUGUCCCCUUAUUCAAAUUGUGGUGAAAGCCAAUGCUCUUGUUUCACUGAAAGGUUGUAACAACCAACCAAAACCAUAAUUUUUCUGCUGUUUUCCUAUAUCAGCAUGUGUUUAAACUGGAGCAGGAGGAGUACAUGAAGGAGGAUAUUCCUUGGACUCUGAUAGAUUUCUAUGACAACCAGCCGGUCAUUGACCUGAUUGAAGCCAAGAUGGGCAUCCUGGACCUGCUGGAUGAAGAAUGCCUGGUGAGACCAACGAUCAAAUCAAAUCAAAUUGUAUUUGUCACAUGCGCUGAAUGCAACAGGUGUAGACGUUACAGUGAAAUGCUUACUCACAAGCCCUUAACCAACAACGCAGUUUUUAAGAAAAAUAAGUGUUAAGUAAACAAUAGAUAAGUAAAAAAAUAAAAUCAGGUAAAUAACAGUAAAUGUAUACAACAAUGAUGUGUGUUAUUUUUGUAUGACAGGACAGUGGGAAGUAUAAAAAGGGAUAAUGAACGAGGGAGCUCUGCGUUCUAUGGAAAAUAAUGAACGACGUGGAAGGUGUGUUUCAUGACGUGCUAGUGGAGUGGAACUGACCUUCCACGGAGUUGCAUUAUUUUCCAGAGAACGCGUAGAGCCCCGAGCUGAUUAUCCCUUUUUAUACCAUGGCUAUAAUUUAACACAUUUGCCUCCUAGAAAUGUGUUAAACUUUGUUAUGAUGCGUUUCUAGGGUAUCAAGUAAUUCAUGAUGCAAGGAGAUAGUUAACACUUAGAUGGGGAGUUCAUUUAAUAUUGAAUAUGGUACCAUGGUUCGCUAUACCAAUAGACAUAGCCCUGCCUCUGGCUGAACACAGAAUAAAUAUCAUCUUAUAGCACUCUGUUACACGUUUCUUCAACACAUCUGGUACCCAUCAGUGGGCAUUCCCUUCUAUGAUGUUAUUAUCCUUUUACCCCAAGUCAGUAUAUCCUGUCCAUCAAUCAUUCUAAGAUCAACAUCAGUAAUCUCCUUUGACAUAAUGGAAGACUCUGUGGCACCAAGUCACUUAUCUACUAACUCUAACCUGGUUCACACAUCAUAUCAAACAAUUUUUUAUUUUUUAUUUUUGGUCAUUUAGCAGACGCUCUUAUCCAGAGCGACUUACAGGAGCAAUUAGGGUUAAGUGCCUUGCUCAAGGGCACAUCGACAGAUUUUUCACCUAGUCGGCUCGGGGAUUAGAACCAGCAACCUUUCGAUUACUGGCACAACGCUCUUAACCACUAAGCUACCUGCCGCCCACUGAGGUAGCUAGCAAGUUUACUAGAAUAGCUACAGUAGUUGCCGUGGUAACCAAACAGACUUGCUAGUUUAGCUAACCAAACCAUCAGUCCUAGCUUGCCAUUUAUGAAAAUAGAAUUAAACAAUGCCAAAAAUGUUUUCAAUUCGACUUUUGCUUUCAAAAGCAGCUCAAACGUAGGACACGUAAGAAUUAACUAUAGCCGUUGAAUUCUACCGUGCAAAUAUACUGUGCGUUUAUAGGGAAAUAAUGCAUGCUCUAGAAUGCCCUUCAAGCCAGUCAGAAACAAGUAUUCAACAAUGCCAUGGUAUAAUGGAUGAUAUACAGUGGAGGGAGGGAUCGAGAGAGGCUUCAACACCCGUCGCCAUGGGCUACAUGUAUUCCAGAGUCAGCACACUACCACUAGCCUGACUGUGGCAUAUUGUUGUGUAUUUCUAAUACUGUAUGUUACAUUUGUAAAUCUCUCUCUCUCUCUCUCUCUCCAGUUCCCCCAGGGUACAGAUCAGAACUGGCUUCAGAAGCUGUAUAACUACUUGGCUGACAACCCUCUGUUUGAGAAGCCCAGGAUGUCUAACGAGGCCUUCAUCAUACAACACUUUGCUGACAAGGUGCAAUCACACUCGGUCACACUCAAUGGAACUUAGCAGGGUUGGACUGAAUUCCAUUUCAAUUCAGUCAUUUCAGGAAGCAAUUGGAAUGUCAGUUUACUUCCUGAAGUGACUACAUUUCAAUGGAAUUCAACCCCAUGCUCAUUUUACACCAAUCAAUUGUUUUUAUAGUUAUUUUUUCAUUCAUUUGUAAAGGAAAUAUAUUUUCUGUGUAAUACGUGAUUUUAACAUUCUGUUCACACCCGUUCACCAAUACAUACCUCAAAUCUGUUUCUUUGCUUUGAAAUCUGUCUUGUGCCAUUACAGGUAGAAUAUCAGUGCUGGGGCUUCCUGGAGAAGAACAGAGACACACUGUAUGAAGAGCUGGUAGACACCAUGAGAACCAGUAAGGUAUGGUCUGACCUUUCCUUCUCAUAGUGUUUCUUAACAUGUUAUUACAUGCUUAUUACAAUUUUUAUUAGUAUUUAUUUAACCGUUAUUUUGAAAGGGAAGAUAUAUUGAGACCUAGGUCUCUCUUCCAAAUGGGCCCGGUAUAAUACAAUAUAAAAUGCACAUUAAACAGAAAAAUAAAUAAAUAAAUAUUUAUUAUGCGUUAGAAUACAAAAUCACAGUUAUGGUAAGCACAACUAAAACAUCACAAAUCACCCAGAAAAACAGUUACAUUCAUCCACAAAUAAAUCCCCAAUCAACACUUUUUAAAUUGCCCAAAUUUUGUUCCAGCAAUCCAGCAAUACGGUGCAUUAAAACUAAAAGCAGAUUUACCCAGCUCGGUGGAGACCCUAUGAACCUCGAGGUAACAAAUCCUGUGAACGGGUUCUGCAACUCGGGUGUCUAUACAGCAAAGUUCGAUCUACCUUAACCCUUAAUUUUUUUGAAGGGAGCAUGAUUAUCCACAAUAGUAUUGAAGACCUUUGCAAAGAGGCUCAAAGCUAAAUCAGGUUCAGGGAUAGCUGAAAUACAAUCAAGGUCACUAAAAUAAAGAUCAUGUAAAAAAAAAAAGCCUGUUCACUGAAGUUUUAAAAGUUCCUCUUUGUGACACGAGGCUUAGAUGUUUGUAUUCUCACGUCUCUACCACAAACAACUGGACAACGGUCACUAAUGUCUUGGGCGAAGACACCAGUAGAAACAUAUUUCUCUGGUGUAUUCAUUAAAAUGAGAUCAAUCGGAGAUGACUUUGAAGGGUCUCUAGGGUUGGGCCGUGUAGGAUUAGUCACCGGCUGGGUUAGGUUUAGAUGAUUACACAUAUUUUUUUAGAUUGUCUGAAGCCUGCAUUUCCCAAUCAUAAUUUAGGUCACCCAGGAUAAUAUCUUCUGAUUUAGUAAAAGAAGACAACAAACGAGUUAACUCCUCGAGUGCACAGAGGUUAGCCGAGGGAGGACUGUAGACCUCUAUAACAGUUAUGGAUAAAUUUUUCCCCAGAAAAAGGCUUAAAGAUAGUAUCUAAAAAAAAAAAUAAUUGGCAAGAGAAAUGGAUUUCAAUAAAUUAUUUUUUAUAAGGGCGGCAGGUAGCUUAGUGGUUAAGAGCGUAGUGCCAGUAACUGAAAGGUCGCUGGUUCUAAUCCCCGAGCCGACUAGGUGAAAAAUCUGUCGAUGUGCCCUUGAGCAAGGCAGUUAACCCUAAUUGCUCCUGUAAGUCGCUCUGGAUAAGAGCGUCUGCUAAAAAUGACUAAAAAUAAAUAAAAAUAAAAAUAAGAACGGCCACUCCACCACAUCUACCCUGUCUGUCAGAUCUGAACACAUGAUAACCCUCAAUAUUAAUAUCAGAGUCCAGAAUGUCCCGAGAGAUCCAAAGUUUCAGUCAAUACCAGAAUGUCCGGAUUCAUCUGCAUUGGCCCAGAUCUUGAUAUAAUGUAAUCCACUGUAGGAAGUGAGCUCCUAAUGUUCAGAUGCAUCAACCCAAGACUUUAUAAAGUCACAUGGAGUCUCCAACUCAAACAAGCUACGUUCAAUAGGCGGUUGCAGGCCCUGUCUGAUGGUUUAUAUUGAUAUAGUUGGUAUGGCUAUAAGAUUGCUUAGAACUGCACCAUUUGUUCCCUAUUUGGAAUAGAGGAAGGGGAAGAAAUUGGAAUUACUUUUACAAGGUUAGCGCCACAGGGCCUGAGGCCGUAGCCAAUGUCAAUAUGAGGAACUCUGAAUAACCAGUGAUGACUUACAUGGGCUUUGGUUGCUGUAGUGCAACCGCCCAAGCCCUCUACAUGAUUUGAAAAAUGAUUGGGUAUGGAAUUCACAUUUUAGCUAAAAGCACUGGGUGGUGAGCAGACCACAGUGGGUUACUCUUUUGAGCUAACAAUAGCAAGUCUAAGAGUGGAGUUCAAAUGAAUACAUUACAACUGACAACACCCCUGGCAGUAUAGACAACAGUACGACGAUAACGCGUAGAGAGGAUGGGAGGUAUUACCUGAGCGGGGCUUGGUCUGUCUCUGGAUCAAUAUCUUAACGCAUGCCUUGAAAUAUGAAGAGGGGGUCCAGGCUCCUAGAUGGUUUGGGUGGAGUCCAUCAUCCCUGUAGAGCAUAUUUUGUUUCCAAAAGGUGUCGAAAUUGUCAAUAAAAGUUAUGCCAACAGAGUGGAAGUCGUUUCUUAGCUGCGACUCGGCACGGGACCAGAUAUAAUCGGCUGCUUUUCAGAGCCUUUCAGGGUGUUGAUCAGCUCAGUAAAAGCCUGUUUCGUUAGCUUUGAUUUACCCUUUUUUGAUGUAAUUUGAUUCCCACACGCAGUACGACAGCAGCAGCCCUUGGCUGCUGAUGUAGGACGGACGGAAGAAAUCCUUUGAUAUCCUUCACCGUAGCACAGGGUCUUUGCUCCAGGAACCAAAAUGUGCCUAUUUCAUGUGUCUUACAUGUUAUUUCAUGUCUAUUACAUGUUAUUACAUGUUAUUACAUGUUAUUACAUGCCUAUUACAUGCCUAUUACAUGCCUAUUACAUGUCUAUUACAUGUUAUUACAUGCCUAUUUCAUGUCUAUUACAUGUUAUUACAUGCCUAUUACAUGUCUAUUACAUGUUGUUACAUGCCUAUUACAUGUUUAAUUUGUGCUUAUUAUGCUCUUAUUACAUGUUAUUACAUGUAUACUUAAAAUAAAGUUACACUCUCUACAUACUAGUCUUAUUACAUGUUUUAAACAUACCUUGUUUGACCAAUACUGGACUGUUACGUAUGACUCAUUCUAUUCCCUAACACGAUCAGUUUCCUCUCCUGGCCAACUUCUUCCUGGAGGAGGAGCCAGGCGGUGUGGGCAGUAAAGGCAUUAAAGUGAGGCCCGCCCGGCCUGGGGUGAAACCAGCCAAUAAGAAUCACAGGACCACCGUGGGAGAGAAGGUAGGUGACCAACCAUGUUUACAUCGCUUAGAAAACCGGAAUUACUAUACUUACCAUUAAAACAACAUUAUGUGUACGGGCUAUUUUGAAAUAGUCAAAUGAAAGUCAUUAAUACGUAAAAAUGUAUGCGCACAUGACUGUAAGUCGCUUUGGAUAAAAGCUUCUGCUAAAUGGCAUAUUAUUAUUAUUAUUAUUAUUAUUAUUAUUAUUGUUAAUUCAUCCACCUUUGCAAUGGUAUAUGUAAUAGAGCUUGUACCUUGUGUGACUGUCUGCAUCCUCUGUAUGUUUGUGACAGUUCCGCAGUUCUCUGUACCUGCUGAUGGAGACUCUGAACGCCACCACCCCUCACUACGUGCGCUGCAUCAAGCCCAACGAGGAAAAGAUACCAUUCGAGUAAGUAGGACCACACAGUACGUACUUAAUGCUCUUCGUCCCGGAUGGGACUUAAGGCCACAACAAUCUUCUGCUACUGUAGUCUGAGUUGUCAUUGUGCCCUGUCCCAUGAGGGACCAAUCUCUUCCAGCUCUGUACAGUAAUGUAUUUAUAGUUAAUAUUGCAGUACAGUGUGUGUAAAAUGGGGCUUGAAAUCUGUGGCCAGACUCCAGUACUCUGUGUCUUCAAAAGGUUCAUUCUGAAGUCUUAACUUUGUGUGUUGGGGUGUUUCUCAAUAUUGUCAUCUUGAUAACCCUGAGUGUGUCUUGGGGUGUUUCUCAAUAUUGUCAUCUUGAUAACCCUGAGUGUGUCUUGGGGUGUUUCUCAAUUAUGUCAUCUUGAUAACCCUGAGUGUGUCUUGGGGUGUUUCUCAAUUAUGUCAUCUUGAUAACCCUGAGUGUGUCUUGGGGUGUUUCUCAAUUAUGUCAUCUUGAUAACCCUGAGUGUGUCUUGGGAUGUUUCUCAAUUAUGUCAUCUUGAUAACCCUGAGUGUGUCUUGGGGUGUUUCUCAAUUUCUCAGGUAUUACUCCAAGCAGCUGAGGACCUGGAUAUUAUGAACCCUGAGUGUGUCAUUGUGUCUUGUCAGGUAUGACUCCAAGCGGGUGGUACAGCAGCUGAGGGCGUGUGGAGUCCUGGAGACCAUUCACAUCAGCGCUCAGAGCUACCCGUCCAGGUGAUGCUGACCAGCAUCCACACCUCCAUACGUAUACAACAAUAACACUGCGGUGAACUCCACUGGGCCAGUUUCCCGGAUACAGAUUAAUCAGUCACUGGACUUAAAAAGUAUUCUCUUUAGAGACUAUUUUGUUGAAAGUGCUUUUCAGUCCAGCACUUUAUCUGUUUUUCUGGUUUAACCGUCCUUACAAGCUCAACCUUGUAUUCACUUAACUGUGUUUUGAUUGUCAGGUGGACGUACAUAGAGUUCUACAGCCGAUACAGUGUACUGAUGAGCCAACAGGAGCUGCGCCUCGACGACAAGAAACAGACCUGUAGGACAGUGUUGCAGAGGCUGAUUCAGGUGAGGGCUGAACAUUAUGCAGGAGAUAUGAGUCAACCUCCCCAUUCUCUGCUUACUUUUCUAUAGCACUGUUCUGACUUGAGAUCUGUGCUCUUAACUGAGAAUAUUUGUUGCAAGUCUCCUGUUGACAUCGAUUUUUAAUGAUUUUUUUUUAGGGUAAAGUCAGUUGUGCGUGUGCUUAAAACACAACUCUGAACUGCCUCCUUGGUGAACCUGAGGAUGUUGAUGCGUAUAGCCAUCUGUUGUCACCCACUUUCCCUCCAGGACUCCAACCAGUACAAGUUUGGACGGACCAAGAUCUUCUUCCGAGCGGGUCAGGUGGCGUACCUGGAGAAGCUGCGAUUGGACCGUCUCCGAGGGGCGUGUGUGACCAUCCAGAAGCAUGUGAGGGGGUGGAGCCACAGGAGGAAGUUCCUUCGUAUGAGGGACGCGGCCAUCGUCCUCCAACAGUACGUCCGCGGACAGAGACAGAUACGGUGAGUGUCGUGAAUUCACAACCACUGGAGAGGGCAGUAGAGAGAGAGAGAGAGAGAGAGAGGGCAGUAGAGGGAGAGAGAGAGAGAGGGCAGUAGAGGGAGAGAGAGAGAGAGAGAAGAGAGAGAGAGAGAUAGAGAGAGAGAGGGGCAGUAGAGAUAUAGAGAGAGUCGAGCGAGGUAGAGAUAUGAGAGAGUCUAUAGCAGAUGCCAGCUAUAUCUAUUCUGCUAUAGAGAGCUCUCUCGAGCUCUCUACUAGCGCCAUCCCUCGUCUCUCUCUCUCUCUUCCUCGUCUCUAUCUCCUCUCUCCUCUCUUCUCUCUCGCCUCUCUCGCUCUCUCCUCUACUCCUCCUCUCAGCUCCUUCGUCUCAGCUCAAAUUUUGAGAUCAGUAUUAGAAUGAUCUUUGUCUCUCUAGUAAAUCAGUGACGGCUGCAGCGUUGAAGCAAGGCUGGGCUGCUGUGGUCAUUCAGAGGUACUGGAGAGGUUAUCUGACCAGACAGAUCUACAGGAUGGUCCGUUCCUCCUCUAUCACCAUCCAAGCCUUCACUAGAGGCUGGAUCGCCAGGAAACGCUACAAAAAGGUAUUGCGCUGUGCCCUACCUGAAAAGAUUUGAUUUGGCUGUAGCUAUCAACACAUUGAUGAACUACCGACCGAGACAGCAUGGGAAUCUCACUAGAUGUCAGUACUCAGUGUGCACGUCUGUUUAUGAAAUGUGUGUGUGUGUGUGUGUAAACUCUCUCAGAUGGUGGAAGUGCAGAAAGCCCUAAUCUUACAGAAGUAUGCCCGGGCAUGGCUGGCGAGGAGACGCUUCCAGACCCUGCGGCGCCUCGUACACAACGUGCAGCUGUCCUACAGGUGCCAGCAACUCAGGAAGAAGCUGGAGGAUCAGGUUAGAAAGUCCCCAAAAACAACAGUACAACACUGACCUCUGACCUGUCUUUGGAAGCGGUAUGGGUUAUUGAGAUGGAGUCUCUUUUGGAAGCGGUAUGGGUUAUUGAGAUGGAGUCUCUUUUGGAAGCGGUAUGGGUUAUUGAGAUGGAGUCUCUUUUGGAAGCGGUAUGGGUUAUUGAGAUGGAGUCUCUUUUGGAUGCGGUGGGGUUAUUGAGAUAGGGUCUCUUUUGGAUGCGGUGGGGUUAUUGAGAUGGAGUCUCUUUUGGAAGCGGUAUGGGUUAUUGAGAUGAGGUCUCUUUUGGAAGCGGUAUGGGUUAUUGAGAUGGAGUCUCUUUUGGAAGCGGUAUGGGUUAUUGAGAUGGAGUCUCUUUUGGAUGCGGUGGGGUUAUUGAGAUGGAGUCUUGAUCUUGUGUUGGUGUAACAAAGAACGUGUACCGUAAUCUCACUAAAGAGCUAGCUUGAACUGUCACAGAUGGAGCCAUCCAACUGGUACAUUUUGGAAUAGUUCAAUCGGUUUGCACGUUGUCAAGUGGGCGGUCACGUGUGUUUGGCGAGGUAGAGGACCCUGGUUCAAGCCCAGACAGAGGCAUGUUCAGGGAGGCAGCGCUAAAUGCUAAGCUAACACACUGAUUCCGGUUAUACUGGCCUUGAGACCAGAAUCUUGUUCUGGUCUCGAUACAAUGGGUCUGUCUGAGUCUGGGACCAAUUUCCUGGUCUGGGUCUUGGUCUCAGCUCAUGAUCUCAGACUAGACCAUAAUCUUUGUAGUCACUCAACUCGUGUGGUCAAGAAACACACAGUUUAUUUGUUGAUGCACUGUGUGUCCUUCCAGGGCAAAGAGAACCGCGGGCUGCUGGAGAGGCUGACAAGUCUGGCCGGUUCUCACGCCCAAGGUCUAGACAAGCUGCACAGUCUGGAGGCCCAGCUGGGGAAAUCGGCCACUGAGAAGGCUUCGCUAGAGGAGCGAGAGAAGAAGAGCAAGGAGGACGCCACCAAGACGAUCGCCCAGCUUCAACAGGAAAAAGACCGGUUCAUUGUGGAAAAGCAGGACUUAGAAAAGAAGCUUGCAGAUUCAGCAUCAGAGAUGAAAGGUAAGAGAGAGGAAAUGAUGGCUGGGAUGGUUCUGUUCUCUUUUUUUUAAAGGUGGUCUGUAGUCUCUCCCGAGUGGCGCAGUGGUCUAAGGCGCUGCAUCCUGGGUAGGGGAGGUAUUGGCCGGCAGGGAUGUAGCUCAGUUGGUAGAGCAUGGCGUUUGCAACGCCAGGGUUGUGGAUUCGUUUCCUACGGCGGGCCAGUAUGAAAAAAAAAAAUUAUAUAUAUAUAUAUAUAUAUAUAAUGUAUGCACUCACUAACUGUAAGUCGCUCUGGAUAAGAGCGUCUGCUAAAUGACUAAAAUGUCAAAUGUAGUUCAGGAUUGCACUGGCAUAUAUGAUCCUGGUCCACCGAGCUGGAUGAGACUGCUGCUAUGGAUUAGGAUUGGGUGAUAUUUCGAUAGUAUCGGAUAUCGAAGAUAAUUAACAGCCAUCGUCGAUGGUGACGACAUCGUGAUGUGACAGACGAUGUAUAGCCUAUUUCAACUUGACUGGCACCGCGCAGUAAAGAGCUUCAAUAAAUAUGUUAUAAAGAAUUUACUGAAUGCAAGAGCAGCGCAAAAUGUAAGAAAAUGUUUGUUUGGAUGAUCUUGGCCGUAUAACGGACACUAAUUAUUUUAAAAGCCUAAUUUUGUAUUUCUUUCUCUCCCUUUUGAUAUGACUUGAGUUUUUCUGCCUGCUGGCUUUCUCCUGCCACGCUACUUCAUGAUCAAACAACACAUUUAUCAGACAGUUUUAAAGUUGUUUUGAAUAACCCGGGACACAAUAGGCCGACGGUGAUAAUGAGGUAGAACAACCAAUAGGGCGACGGCGAUAAUGAGGUAGAACAACCAAUAGGCCGACGGCGGUAAUGAGGUAGAACAACCAAUAGGCCGACGGCGAUAAUGAGGUAGAACAACCAAUAGCAAGAUAGAACAAGUGAACUAGCAGUUUGAACAAACCUUACAGUUGAGCAAAGCUUAGUCUAUUAUAAAAGAUGCAUGCAUCCCUCCUCCUUGCCGUUGUGAACCAAAAGGCUAAAAGCCAAAUCCUACUAAUUUAAAAUAGCCUAUCAAAAGCAUUAAGACAAGCUAAAGUUAUGAAGAGUAUUUCCCAAAUAGGCUAUUCUAAUAAAGUGUUUGAUGUCCUAAAGUUGCAGCUUUCAAAUGGGAACAAUUGUGAAAGUCACAGUCUAUAGGCGAUUUCUCUAUCGCAGCUUUUAUUUUGAAUGACAAAUAUUACAGGCAACAAGAAGUGAAAUUGAGCAAACAAUAACAAGAUGGAAAAAUCGAAUGAGAAGUAAAAAGAAAGCGUCAAAGAAACGAUGUGUAGAGUAGGCCUAUUUCCAUAGCCUAUUAUUAGAAAUGUAGGCUACAACCUACCUAUAACUAUAGAAGCCUUGACCUCCAAAAUUUGAAUAAUUAUCCAGUUCUGGGGACAGCAGAGUUGUGUGCUCUGCAGCCGGGGCCUUGAUGAUUUACAACCCCGUCACACGACGCACAGCCAGGGAGGCUUCUUGACUGUCACUGCAUCGUCACACACACACACACACACACACACACACACACACACACACACACACACACACACACACACACACACACACACACACACACACACCUCUUUCGUGCCACAGCUCCAACAGAGAGGAAUGGGUUGUUCUGAUGCCUUUCGUCCCUCCUGUAGCAUGCGAGCUCGCGCUGUCCUUUUUUAGCAGUCUUUUUGUUUUUUAUUUCUUGCCAAUAGUGGGGGCGAUACCAUCUUUAUAGCACGAUGUCUUAUGGGUACUUAAUCGCGAUUGGACAGAGGUUGACAUCGCCCAACCCUACAAGUAUGGAUCCAGAAGACCGACCAUCCAGUUAUACAGUCAUUUAUACUGUGAUUCACUUCUUUCAUUUCCAGACCGCUUUGAUCAAAUCAAGACAACUCUGAAAGAAGAUCUGGAACGGGAAGAAAGAUUGAGAAAGUAAGAGUUGCUUCAUCAUGUACAUAUACCUGUACACAGCCAUUCUGAAAUUAGCCCACCCAACUACCUCAUCCCCAUAUUGUUAUUUAUUUUGCUAAUUUGCACCCCAGUAUCUCUAUUUGCACAUCAACUUUUGCACAUCUAUCAUUCCAGUGUUAAUACGAAAUUGUAACUAUUUUGCACUAUGGCCUAUUUAUUGCCUUACCUCCAUAACUUACUACAUUCUCACACACUGUAUAUAUAUUUUCUGUUGUAUUUUUGACUUUAUGUUUUGUUUUACCCCAUAUGUAACUAUGUGUUGUUGUUUUUAUCGCACUGAUUUGCUUUAUCUUGGCCAGGUCGCAGUUGUAAAUGAGAACUUGUUCUCAACUGGCUUACCUGGUUAAAUAAAGGUGUAUUUUUUAUUUUUUUUUAUAGUAAUACUUCUGAGCUGAGCUAAACCAAGCCAAGCUGUACUGGGCUGGCCUGGUUACUCAUCCACCAUAGUAGCAGGAACAGUUCUGGACAGAACAAUGUGAAGGGAGUAUCUGAGCCAGUCCAGUAUGGUUCAGGUCCAGUCCAGUAUGGUCCAGUCCAGUGUGGUUCAGGUCCAGUACAGUGUGGUUCAGGUCCAGUAUGGUUCAGGUCCAGUCCAGUGUGGUUCAGGUCCGGUCCAGUCCAGUAGGGUUCAGGUCCAGUCCAGUAUGGUUCAGGUCCAGUACAGUGUGGUUCCGGUCCAGUCCAGUAGGGUUCCGGUCCAGUCCAGUAUGGUUCAGGUCCAGUACAGUGUGGUUCAGGUCCAGUCCAGUGUGGUUCAGGUCCAGUACAGUGUGGUUCAGGUCCAGUACAGUGUGGUUCAGGUCCAGUCCAGUAUGGUUCAGGUCCAGUCCAGUGUGGUUCAGGUCCGGUCCAGUGUGGUUCAGGUCAGGUCCAGUGUGGUUCAGGUCCAGUCCAGUGUGGUUCAGGUCCAGUCCAGUGUGGUUCAGGUCCAGUCCAGUAUGGUUCAGGUCCAGUCCAGUAUGGUUCAGGUCCAGUCCAGUAUGGUUCAGGUCCAGUCCAGUGUGGUUCAGGUCCAGUAGGGUUCAGGUCCAGUCCAGUGUGGUUCAGGUCCAGUACAGUAGGGUUCAGGUCCAGUCCAGUAGGGUUCAGGUCCAGUCCAGUAGGGUUCAGGUCCAGUACAGUGUGGUUCCGGUCCAGUCCAGUGUGGUUCAGGUCCAGUCCAGUAGGGUUCAGGUCCAGUACAGUGUGGUUCAGGUCCAGUCCAGUGUGGUUCAGGUCCAGUCCAGUGUGGUUCAGGUCCAGUCCAGUGUGGUUCAGGUCAGUAUGGUUCAGGUCCAGUAGAGUAUGGUUCAGGUCCAGUCCAGUAUGGUUCAGGUCCAGUCCAGUAUGGUUCAGGUCCAGUCCAGUGUGGUUCAGGUCCAGUCCAGUAGGGUUCAGGUCCGGUCCAGUCCAGUAUGGUUCAGGUCCAGUCCAGUAUGGUUCAGGUCGGAACAAUAUUGUGAAAAGGACAUGAGAUUGAUCUAGUUUAGUUCCUCAGGAUUGCAGAGAACAACCUUGAGCUGCAGAAGGAGGACCAUGAGAAGGAGGUGGAGGUUCUGAGGGAGGAGAACAGGAGGCUGAAGGAGGAGAGAGUCCGCCUGCAGAGACAGUUAGAGGAGGAGGCGCAGGUCAACACUGAACUACAGGACCAGGUCAUACAGCUCACCAAGCACGUCAAGGUGAGGGUUCAUAGGUCAUACAGCUCACCAAGCACGUCAAGGUGAGGGUUCAUAGGUCAUACAGCUCACCAAGCACGUCAAGGUGAGGGUUCAUAGGUCAUACAGCUCACCAAGCACGUCAAGGUGAGGGUUCAUAGGUCAUACAGCUCACCAAGCACGUCAAGGUGAGGGUUCAUAGGUCAUACAGCUCACCAAGCACGUCAAGGUGAGGGUUCAUAGGUCAUACAGCUCACCAAGCACGUCAAGGUGAGGGUUCAUAGGUCAUACAGCUCACCAAGCACGUCAAGGUGAGGGUUCAUAGGUCAUACAGCUCACCAAGCACGUCAAGGUGAGGGUUCAUAGGUCAUACAGCUCACCAAGCACGUCAAGGUGAGGGUUCAUAGGUCAUACAGCUCACCAAGCACGUCAAGGUGAGGGUUCAUAGGUCAUACAGCUCACCAAGCACGUCAAGGUGAGGGUUCAUAGGUCAUACAACUCACCAAGCACGUCAAGGUGAGGGUUCAUAGGUCAUACAGCUCACCAAGCACGUCAAGGUGAGGGUUCAUAGGUCAUACAGCUCACCAAGCACGUCAAGGUGAGGGUUCAAAGGUCAUACAGCUCAUCAAGCACGUCAAGGUGAGGGUUCAUGGGUGAAGGAUAACUUGACUGAUGGAUUAAUGGAUUGAUUGGUUGGUUGGUUGGUUAGUUCAUUGAUUGAUUAUCCUCUUCCAAGGUUAUACCUGAGUUACGGAAGGAUCUUCAUAACCUCCAAACCCAGAGAGAUGAUCUGGACCGGAGAAUGAAGGAGCAGUCAGAACAAGCCAAAGGUACAGUAGGUCUGCUGUCCGGUUAAUUUACACUACUGUACCCCGCCAAGCCAAGCCGAACUGUACUGGCCUGGUUACCCAGCCACCAUAGUUGCUGGAUCAGUGGAAAGGACAAAGGACAAUGUGAAAAUAAAAUAUAAGAGCCAGUACAGUAUGGUUCAGGUCCAGUAUGCUUCAGGUCCAGUGUGCUUCAGGUCCAGUGUGCUUCAGGUCCAGUGUGCUUCAGGUCAGGUCCAGUGUGGUUCAGGUCAGGUCCAGUACGGUUCAGGUCCAGUACAGUAUUUUUCAGGUCCAGUAUGGGUCAGGUCCAGUACAGUGUGGUUCAGGUCCAGUGUGGUUCAGGUCAGGUCCGGUCCAGUGUGGUUCAGGUCAGGUACAGUAUGGUUCAGGUCCAGUACAGUGUGGUCCAGUAUGGUUCAGGUCCAGUACAGUGUGGUCCAGUCCAGUGUGGUUCAGGUCAGGUCCAGUAUGGUUCAGGUCAGGUCCGGUCCAGUGUGGUUCAGGUCAGGUACAGUAUGGUUCAUGUCAGGUCCAGUAUGGUUCAUGUCAGGUCCAGUGUGGUCCAGUAUGGUUCAGGUCCAGUACAGUGUGGUCCAGUCCAGUGUGGUUCAGGUCAGGUCCAGUAUGGUUCAGGUCAGGUCCGGUCCAGUGUGGUUCAGGUCAGGUACAGUAUGGUUCAUGUCAGGUCCAGUGUGGUCCAGUAUGGUUCAGGUCCAGUACAGUGUGGUCCAGUCCAGUGUGGUUCAGGUCAGGUCCAGUAUGGUUCAGGUCCAGUACAGUGUGGUCCAGUCCAGUGUGGUUCAGGUCAGGUCCAGUGUGGUUCAGGUCCAGUACAGUGUGGUUCAGGUCCAGUACAGUGUGGUCCAGUCCAGUGUGGUUCAGGUCCAGUCCAGUGUGGUUCAGUUCAGGUCCAGUGUGGUUCAGGUCAGGUUCAGUAUGGUUCAGGUCAGGUUCAGUAUGGUUCAGGUCCGGUCCAGUGUGGUUCAGGUCAGGUACAGUAUGGUUCAUGUCAGGUCCAGUGUGGUCCAGUAUGGUUCAGGUCCAGUACAAUGUGGUCCAGUCCAGUCUGGUUCAGGUCCAGUCCAGUGUGGUUCAGGUCCAGUCCAGUAUGGUUCAGGCCAGUCCAGUGUGGGUCAGGUUCAGUAUGGUUCAGGUCCAGUCCAGUGUGGUUCAGGUCCAGUCCAGUAUGGUUCAGGUCCAGUCCAGUAUGGUUCAGGUCAGGUCCAGUAUGGUUCAGGUCCAGUACAGUGUGGUUCAGGUCAGGUCCAGUAUUGUUCAGGUCCAGUACAGUAUGGUUCAGGUCCAGUCCAGUAUGGUUCAGGUCAGGUCCAGUAUGGUUCAGGUCCAGUCCAGUGUGGUUCAGGUCAGGUCCAGUAUGGUUCAGGUCCAGUCCAGUGUGGUUCAGGUCAGGUCCAGUAUUGUUCAGGUCCAGUACAGUGUGGUUCAGGUCUGCACGAUAGUGUGAAAAGGAUGAAGGGCUAUCCAGAGGAUUUUGUUGUCAGGCCAUGAUCGUUGUGACUGAUCGUUGUGACUCUUUUCCUAUAGCUAAGAUGAGUGUGAUUACAAGACAGCUUCUUGGUGGCAUGGUGGAAGAGGAGGUCAUUUCCAGGUAGUGUAAUUUCUAUACAUAUGUAGCUAUAUAAUUCUAUACAAAUUUGGGACAAGAUAGGUUAAAUACAGUUUACACAUGUUUUUGUUAAAAGGUUGACCUCCGACGGGCCAGACCAGAUAUAUGAAGUUGGGGAUCUGUUGACUGCUUUCGACGGGCUGCAGAAAGCUACCAGGUCUGAGAUGUUUGCAUUUUCAUCCACUCUGGAUCUCUACAUUUAACCUGAUCCCAGAUCUGUUUGUGCUGUCUUGACAACUCCUACUGUAUGGUCACUGUCAUGAGCUCAGAUGGUAACAGCGUGGUGCUAGCAAUCCCAAGGUUGUGGGUUCAAUUCCCCACAGGGAUCACAUGUACUAAAAACGUAUGCACUCACUGCACUGGAGGUCUCUGUGGGUAAAAGCAUCCUGCUAUGUGACAUAACACUAGUACCGUUAUUGUAAGGAUCCACGUGGCUGUUCCGCCCCAAUGUGAGGAAUAAACCUUUAUUCACUCUGGCCACGAUUGUUAGAAAAUAUAAAUCUCUAUUCACACUGUGAUCCAUUUGAAAUCCAUGGCUAGUGAAUAAGGUCUGUUGUUCCCUGUGUGUGCCGGCAGAGUUCUGGAGAACCACCAGAGGGAACAGAAGGAAGGUUAUGACAGCCAAGUGGAGGGGCUGGCGUUCAAGGUGGAACACCUGCAGAAAGAAAACAAUCAGCUGCAGAAACUGUUCCGGGAGAAAACGUCCGUCAACGACGCCAUUGGUCAGGAGGUGGCCAGGCUCAACCAGGAAAACAUGGUCAUACCUGAGCUCAGGCAGCAGGUGUCAGAGCUACAAAGACAUAAACAGGAAGUGGAAGUCCAACUGGAGGAGCAGUCCAGAGAGAUGACCGGUAGACACAGUACACCACACCAUCACUUAGGCCUAUAGGUUUGGGUGGGGUCAGUUCCAUUUGUUAUCCCGGUCAACUCAGGAAGUAAUUCCAAUCAUUUAUCUCCUUUUUUUUUUCUUUUUUUUUUUGUAUUAGAAAAAAUUGAGGAGAUUUCAAAAAAGCUUCAGAUGAAUGUUGAAGAGGAAGGCUCCCAACGCAGGUACGGUGGUAUAUACUCAAGCCCUGAAAUCAUAUAACAAUAUGCCAUCGUCUGCAGAUCAAUCAAUCAGUCACAUUUUAUUUAUUUAUAAAGCCCCUUUUACAGUGCAUACAUUUACAGUAUGUGUGUAUAUAUAUGAUCUGAUCCCAACGGGAAUUUAACCCACAACCACUAUCUCGACAUGCUAGCACUACACUCUUACCAACUGAAGCACACAAUCAAGCCCUCAUUACUAUUCUGAUCUAAACACCUGCCACCUAACCUCUGUUUGUGUUCAGGCUGUUGAAACAGCAUGAGGAGGUGGAGAGGGAGAAGGAGGAGGUGGAGAGGAGGGUGGAGGAGCUGGAGGAGGUGAUCAGGAGACAGAAGAACACAGAGAGCGAGGCCAAGACCAGAUUCAGUCAGGAGGCAUCACGACUCACUGCAGAGAACAUGGUGUGUGUGGGGUGGGGUGGGGUGGGGUGGGGAGGGGGAAUGUGUGUGUAAUUCACUUCUUAUGAUAUUUCAAUCUUAUUCCAGGACUUUGAAGAACAGCUCGACAUGAAGGAUAGAUUGAUAAGGAAGCUACAAAAUCAAAUCAAGAGUCUUCAAACAUCCGAGAAAGGUAACAUGAUUAUGCACUGACAAAGUAAACUUCUGGUGACAUUCUAUCACAUUUGAUAUUCAGCACAUUUCCUGUUUUUUUUGGUUUCUUCAUCAGCCAAUCAAACGCCAGCGCCCACUAUUCCCAAAGAAUACCUUGGAAUGUUGGAGUACAAGAGGGAGGAUGAACCCAAACUCAUUCAAUACAUCAUUCUGGGUACUGAACACUUCACCGUCGUUGUUGACACUGUUUUUAUAGUGUCACUUGACCACACAGGUCUACAUGGCCUGA
Messenger RNA from Coregonus sp. 'balchen', 27069 nucleotides. NCBI's taxonomy places the organism in Eukaryota, Metazoa, Chordata, Actinopteri, Salmoniformes, Salmonidae. The record is from the annotation of a GenBank genome assembly.